AUGGACGGCGCGACGGGAGUUACGCAGUGCGUCAUUCCAGAGGGCCGCUCCUUCACGUACAAGUUCCGCAUCGACCCGGAGCAGCACGGCACCUACUGGUACCACGCGCACUCGGCCGUCAAGCGCGCCGACGGCCUCUACGGCGGGUUGGUCGUACACAGGCCCGCGGACGAGCGGACGGGGCACAGCGACCUGUCGCGGCACGACUACGAUGCCGAGAAGCUCCUGCUGGUCGGCGACUGGUACCAUCGCGGCGCGGAUACCGUCCUGGGCGAGUACAAAAACUACCGGAAUUUCGCAUACGAGCCUGUGCCGGACUCGCUGCUCAUCAACGGCGUGGGCUCGUACAACUGCUCGAACGCGCGCCCGGCGCGGCCGAUCGACUGCGUGGAGACGAGUCCGCCGACACUCUCUGUGGCUGCCGACAAGGCUGUCCGGCUGCGCAUCGUCAAUACCGGUGCCGCGGCGGGCCUCUCGUUCCAGCUCCAGAACGGCACCGUGCAGCUGCUGACCGUCGACGGUGGCGGUUACGCGUCCGGCGACACGCCGCGGACGCCCACCAUCGGUGUGCUGUACCCGGGAGAGCGCAUGGAUGUGCUGCUGCUGCCGAGCGACGUGCCUGCAGACGAGGGGCACCUGCUCGACACCGAGAUUAAGAUGGUGCUGGAUGCCGAGCUCAUGCCGAUGAAGAAUUGGGCCUUGACGCGCAUACAAGACUUUCCUCUCAAGUGGCGGCGUCGGUCCUCCACCACCACUCAUGAGCGGCAGCACAUUCCAGAGAGCGUCGACGUCUUCAACGUCAAGGACGCGCGCGGCGUCGCAGUGCCCCGAGACUCGGGCGUCCGCCAAGAGCCGGCGGAGACGGCGCUGCUGUACACCAGCCUGGCCAUCAACAACUUCAAGCACGACGAGCCCUGGGGCGAGGUCAACCACACCUCGUGGGUGUGGCGCGAUCCCACGGCCAAGCCGCUGCUCGCGCUGGAGAGGGACCGCUGGGCGGACGGCACCGAGCAGGCCAACAAUCUGCGGACCUUCCACGCGCCGUGGUUCCGAGACGGGCAGGGCCGGUGGAUCGACCUGGUGGUGAACAACGUGGACGACAAGGGGCACCCAUUCCACUUGCACGGAUAUGCAUUUCACGUCAUCGGCGCCCGCCAGCUUGAUCUCGGCCGCUCGUACAACCCCUACGAGCCGGGGGCGACGGAGCGCGAAGCGGCCUUCUUCGAUACGGAGACGCCGCUGCUCAAGGACACGGUGUACGUCCAGUCGCACGGCUACGUGGUGCUGCGGUUCCCGCUGGACAAUGUCGGCGUUUGGUUGAUGCACUGUCACGUCCUGUGGCACCAGGCGGUCGGCAUGGCGCCGCAGCAGGCCUCGCCGGCCUCCUCCAUAUCCGAACAGCCAACCUUGUCGUCCGCUCCGCAUGGUCAUACUCCCACUGAGCAGGAGAGACAAAUCUUCCACCUUCUACGGACCCUCACCGUGCGCCAAGUCAAUGGCGGCAUCAAACCCGACUUUUGGAGCAAGAACCUGCUGCAGGCCACCUAUGUCUAUCCCGCCAUCUGGCACGCCGCCCUCGCUCUCGCCGCCAUGUAUCAGCGAGCCAAUAUCCUCCGCGACUUCGGCGACGCGAGCGUCGCCGAACAGUACAACACAUUUGCCCUCCAGCAGCAUAUCAUAUCCUUUCGCUUCAUCAUCGCCAUGAACCACAGUCGCGUGUCGGGUGCCGAGCAGGAAAUGUUGCUGACCGCAAGUGCGCUGUACGCCGGAAUAUGUCUGUUGCGCGCUGAUCUGAACCAAGCCCGCGCGCAUGCGGCUGGUGCCGCGAAACUCUCCAAACAGUGGAGGUUUCUGGACGAUGAGACGGAGCAGCAAGUGGCAGACGGUGUCAUUGGGCGGGCGAAUACUAGACAGCUCAUUCGAGACGUGUACCAUUCUUUUCACUCCAUCGCAAGCUUUUCUGAAGACAUUGCCGCCCACUUCGAGGCCCCAGUCUGGCACGUAACGGAGCCGUUUGCUUCUGUUGAUGAGGCGUACUAUGCCUACUUGAACAUUCACUCCGGCUGGGCGCGAAUCAAGAGCUGGGAGCCCGACAACCGUCCUUGCCGCGGCGCCUCUCCGUCACCCGGCCAGAUGCAAGUGCGACAGCACGCGCUUGGCCUUUGGACGAUUAGAUUUGAAGCCUACUUGCAACUGGGUACUUACACAAAGGAGGACCUGGAUACCAUUGAGCUGCUACGACUUUUUUGUCUCUUUGAAGAGACGUUUGACACCAUCAUGAUACACCGAACCCCGGAAGUCUGGAUCAAGAACUCGCAUCGGUGGGAGCGCAUCGUCAAGGCAGCGGAGCGCCUGCUCGAAAAGCAAAGAAGUAGUGGGGAUGCUACCUUCUCCACUAGGGGCGUCUUUUACUACUCGCUUUCCGUCCAGGAGGUCCUGCGCUUGACAGGCUUCAUCUGUCGCAGCGGCGCCAUUCGGCGACGCAUCAUCAAGCUCUUGCAGCAGUGGCGACACUGUGAUGGACUGUGGGAUAACGAAAUCUCGUGGAAGUUGGUCGAGGCAAAGAUGCUGAUGGAAGAGGAAGCCCUUGCGGCGGACAGGUCGGCAUCCUGCGAGUGCGUGCCCGACGUCUUCUUUUGCAUGGAUCACCGUGUCGCGUACGUCAAGAUGGAGUUGCCAGAGGAAGGUGGUCUCGGUGCGCACAUGAAGACGGGUAAGCAGCUCAAGCAGGGACUGCCUGGUCAACGGUGGUGGAUUCAGCUGAGGCGCUGA
Molecule: messenger RNA, 2772 nt
Organism: Cordyceps fumosorosea ARSEF 2679
Lineage: Eukaryota; Fungi; Ascomycota; Sordariomycetes; Hypocreales; Cordycipitaceae
Product: ferro-O2-oxidoreductase
Exons: 5
Coding region: 1-2772 (923 amino acids)
Molecular function (GO): copper ion binding; oxidoreductase activity
Source: RefSeq, a predicted model, not a curated record